UUUGUAGUAGUAUUAUGGAGAUCUUCAGGACUCUAGGGCGGGGUUCUAAAACUCAUUUUACUGGUCAGCAUGAGGUCUUGCUGAGUGGGAUUGUUUGUGUAACUCUUAACCAGAAAGCGCCUCAGCCGAAGUUUGUUGAGAUUACACACAAUUCAACAGAAAAAAAGACAGCCCUGUAUAUCCACAAGACAAGAAUGAAGAAGAGAACAGAGGCAGCGAUAGACUUGACUCAGUCAACUGUCUUCGUAGAAUACGAUAAAGCCAAUGUUGUUGGGAUAGUAAACCGAGAAAACAGGAUCUACACGUUGAAGCUAGACAAGGACAAGGAAGAGUUGGAGAGAUUUUUAGCUCAGUGGAGGUCUGUCCUCACUGUAUCCCAGCACCCAGACGAUAUGUUCUCCGUGAUAACGGUAAGUGGAUCAGACCGUGGUUCAGUUAUACUGAUAACAGCUCACGAUACAGAACCUGCUAUAGUCUUCAAACACCUGUCUGGACGGGAGAAAAACAAGGAGUAUAGGCUGGCCCAGUUCAUCAAGGUAGACAAGUUGACUGCGUACGAAGUUAGUUUAGAAGCGUUAUCAGGGGAAAGCUAUCACUUUAUCACCAAACGUCCAGAUGCUCUUAUCAGAAAGCUUGAAAGUAGACAAGUGGCUGAAGAUUUGAGUCAGUCUCUGCCAACCAAAUCACAUGAUAACAACACAGACCAGUAUGCCAGUAGACAAGGCUACACCCCAGCCUUCAUGUCUGCUCGUGAAGUGGCUCACGUUCCAGUAGAUUACCUGUCAAUGAACGACCUUAAUACCAGACAACAACCAGCUCAACCCCCUCCUCGACCAAACGUCAGACCUCCCGCUCCAAUGCCUUACUCCAGGACACCAGUGGACCCAUCCCAACCAUCUCCAGAAAGACCUCCAGAAAGACCUCCACCCCCCUCUCCUGUCCCUCCUCGCAGACCUGCUCCACGUGUUCAAUCAGGCCCGGACUACUCCUUCCCUACCUCGACGGGAGGGAGGAUACCUACUCCGGACUACAUACCAAUGGAUCAUCCUUCAUCUGGUUUUGAAACCCAAGAUGAUUACCUUUGCAUGGAUCAGAUGACAAUCAAAACUGACCCUGAUUACUUGAUUAUGGAUAAAGGGUAUCAAGAUCCCCUGAUAGCAGAUUAUCUUACUAUGGAUGAUAUUGAUAUGGAUCAGAAUCGUCAGAAGUUUGAUGAUUACCCUACCAACGAUAGACCAACCGAUUCCAACAUUGCAUUUGAUGACGACGAUGACAUCUACUUUGACCCUAGUCUAGCCCCGCCACCUGUUCCUGUCCGGCUUGACAACAAGCCGCCUACACCACCGCCACCACCAAGAACUGAGAACUCAUCUUAUUUAUCCGCAGAAGUAGAGAUUAAACCACGACCCGACACCUCUCCUUCUCGUCACCCACCCCCUCCGUCACGUGACCCUCCGUCACGUGACCCUCUGACACGUGACCCUCCGACACGUGACCCUCCGACACGUGACCCUCCGUCACGUGACCCUCCGACACGUGACCCUCCGACACGUGACCCUCCGUCACGUGACCCUCCGACACGUGACCCUCCGUCACGUGACCCUCCAACCCCCGCACGUGACCCACUAGCACCUUCACGUGACCCUCCGACCUUACAGACCCCCUCAAGACCUGUUAGGAGGGUUUCAGAACAGCCUCACCACCUCCCUCGGCCUAGAUCCAACUACCUAGACGACUGCUCUGUCACUGUUUCCCCGGUGGAGCCAGCUCUCCCACCGAGAACGGAUAGAGACCAACUGAGACCUAAAGUAAUUAAAGUGGAAAAGAAGGGGAAGAAGAAGAAAGGAGAUAAAAAGGCUCAACGUCCCCGUUCAGCUAUCGUGUAUCCAUCGGAGGUCUCUCUGUCAGACGUACGAACUGCAGCUACGAACAAUGUUUAUUUCCCCCAGGGACCAAUCAGAUCCCCUCUCCCCCAGAGAGGUGGUUUUGGCGAGGGGCCCUCCCCGCCACCUUUAGCCCCAAGAAGAAUGUGAACUAUUUUAAACAUCUAGCAGAGUCCCAUUCAGACUUCCUUGUUGUUCAGUGUUCAUGUUGUACUUGUAUAUAUUUACCUGUUGUAUCAUAUUAAGUUACUUCCAGUUGACUUUAGUCGUUAGUAAUAGUUAUAUUAUAAUUAGUAGUGAUAUCUUCGCAAUUCAUUUGCGAUUCGAACUUCGAGAUUUUUAUAAAUUGACUCGCAGUCAAACCUACUCGAAUCGAUGCGAUGCAUUUUUCAACACUGAUUCCGAAUCACCCUCAUAACAUAGGGUUAAAAUGCUCCCCUGGCGAUCAGUUAUCGGCGAAAGUUUCGAUCAGGUUACAUGACAAUAUAAGGAAGUUAGUUGAAUUUAUCCUUAUGGUUAGGGUAUAAGCAAACCCUGCAGUUAGAGAUUGGGUUAAGUUACGGUUGAAGCAAAGUAUACCGUAAAGGGUUAUGGCUUUUAAUAGUCCCUCAGGCCGUGCACAGUGUAAAGAACGUGUCUAAGUAGGUCACGUGAUAGUCAAGUGCAAAGUGAUUCAGAUUAAUCAUCGUCCAUUCUUUGAUACUACAUGAUUAUAUCAAAUUCAAUUUAGUAUAUUAUCGUGAUUUCAAAUUUGAUUAUUUCAGUGAUUUUGUAACGUGUAAUAAUUGUAAAAAUCAAUGCUUAAAUAUAAUAAUAAUUGUUUUAAUGAUCAUUCAUAUUUUAAUGUUUGACGCCCCUGCUAUGCGUCUAGCAAUUUUGUUUUUAAUUUUAAUUCUAUAACUAAUUCUAUAAUUUUGUAUAAGUAUAACUGUCAUGAAGAUGUAGCUAGGUCGGUCCGAGCAAAUAGUCGUUACCAGUGUGCAGGGCCUACUUACCUGUAGUCUACAGGUAAGUGGACCCGCCGCGCACGACUAUUAGCUCGGUCUCACUUGUAAGCUCGGUCUCACCUAUUAGCUCAGUCUCACCUAUUAGCUCGGUCUUACCUAGUUGCAAUUUACAUCUUCAUGACAGUAAUUUAUGUUGAAAUGAAAUGAAAGCUAGCGAUUGGUAAUCAUUUGUAUCUGUAAUAUCUUACUAUAUAUAAAGCGAGACGAUAUAUAUGGUUCCGUGCCAUUUUACUGACACCACGGCAUCAACUUUAACGCGAAUUUCCGCAAAAACCGUAAAAGAUAUACAACUGAAGCUUUUUUGACUGGGUCAAAUGCUUUAAUGGCCUCAAAAUCAGCAUGAAAAAAUGAAAAAUUGGCCAAGGAAUAGGAGUUUUAGAGCCUACAAUUUGUGGACCCCCAAGUGGUGUCAAAAACGCGAAUUAGAUAGGUAAUAAUUAUUUUAGUCUCUUGAGUCUUGACACCAUUUUAGGGUUAUACGGGCUCCUGUUAGUAAUAAUUAAUUAUAAAGUCAGUUAGAGUUAGAUUUUACGGUCAAUAUACU
Messenger RNA from Bolinopsis microptera, 3434 nucleotides. RefSeq lists its product as uncharacterized. The transcript is spliced from 13 exons. Lineage: Eukaryota; Metazoa; Ctenophora; Tentaculata; Lobata; Bolinopsidae. Bases 15 to 2033 code for a protein of 672 amino acids. The record is from RefSeq and is a predicted model, not a curated record.